Messenger RNA from Heterotrigona itama, 2742 nucleotides. The record is from the annotation of a GenBank genome assembly. NCBI's taxonomy places the organism in Eukaryota, Metazoa, Arthropoda, Insecta, Hymenoptera, Apidae.
AUGUCUUAUAUUUAUGUAUGAUACAUGAUACAGAAUUUUUUAUUUAUUAUUUCAAAAUAAAUGCAACUUUUAUUUGAUAUGAUUGUGUUUAGAUACUUAAAUAAAAUAAUUGUAUAAAUAAUUGGACGCGUUAUACUAAUUUAUAUAACAUUCGUAAGAAGGUAAAACUGGAUGUAAGUAUAAAAUCUCUUUUAAGUAAGAUUUUUUAAAAGAAUUAUGCAUACUACUAGGUCAAUUAUUGGUUGCUAGGAUAUCAAUAAUCACAAAGCAAAGUGUUUCCCCACAUUAUCGUUCGAUUUAAUUUUCAGUAAUUUUAUUUUUUUCAUAAAAAAGGAAAGAUCUGAUAUUUUGAUCAUGUCAAGUGCGACAUACAAUGAGCUUUGGAAAAGUGCGCAAACUGAUCUGGAGGAAAUCCUUCAAAUUGACACAAAUUUACAAAACGCUAAGCCGCAAAAAGAUCGUAAAAAAGCACAUAACACAGUUUCGGAAUUAUACGUAAGGUAUAUUUUAAUCUGUAAUAACUUAGAACUGUGUUACGAUCAAGUAAUUCAAUCACAAAAGCGCAUAUUAAUAAAACAAUUAUUGGUAUCGUGUCUUGGUAGAAUCUUAGAACUGAAACAUGAAUUAGUCGAGAUAGAUCUUUCAGAGUAUAGUUAUUUCGAUGAUAUUUUAAUAAAAUUAAAUGUUACUCCGCAAGAAGCUGAGAUUCGGGUUCCAAGAUUUUUUAGACGUGAAUGUUUACAAGAAAUUGUCGAGAAGCGGAAAUAUAUAGAAAAUACUCUAAAAAGUAUAGGUGCUUUGGAUGAAAUUGUUGUACCAAAAAAGAUAACUGAAUCUGAAGCGAUAAGACUUAUACAGGCUCAUGAGCGCGCCAGACAAGGCCGAUUAAGAUUUCAAUUUAUGAAAGAAAUUCGUCAAAUAAAGGAUAAAUUCGUGAUUAAAGAAGAGGCAGAAGUGAAAAACGAAUCAAACAAAAAGGCAGCUGUGAUAAAAAUUCAAAAGAUUUGGAGAGGAUACGUGACUAGAUGCAAAAUUCGGAAACGGCGUCUUGAAGAAAUGUUAUUAAUUGGUAUGCUUCAACCGAGUCAAGAAAUAACGGAAAGUGCCAGGCAAAUUGAAAAAGUUAGAGAAAAAAGAUACGAGAAACAAGUUAAAUAUCAAAAAUUGUACGAAAAUUUGGUGAUCGAAGCUAGAGAAAGAAUUCGUAAAGAGAAAAGUGCUAUAAUAGAAGAAAAUAUAAGAAACGAAGUUCGAAACUGGGUAAACACUUAUUUUCAUCAGACAGGAAAAAUUCCCGACUUACCAUCUGCUGAAAGUGGAGGAUCUAGAAUUAUAUUUAGUAGGCAGGGAACUGAGAGUACUAUAAGUAAAUCAACAGCAGUGUCAUCAAAGGAAUCCAAGAAAUCUAAAAAAUCAAAAUCAAAGAAGGACAGUGAUGCUGAACAAUCAGAGGAAGAAACUGAGCAAGGUUUCAAGUCAGUUCCUUCGAAUUUUUUGUCGGAACUGAUACAUGCUAAUCAAGAAUAUCAAGAAGUAUGGAAGAAUAAAGAUGAAACAACGAAUGCUGCUCAGUUACCAUAUUUAGACAUGAUAGAGAAUGAAAUAACUAAGGAAGUAGAAAAUGAAGUACGAAUUACAGUUGACCAAGCACUUAGAGAUGACAUAGAAGCACUACAAUUAGCAUUAGAUAGAGACAAAGGGCUUAAAAGCAAACGUACUAAAAAAACACAAAAAAAAAUUCGCCGCAGUGGAAAAAAGAAUAAAAAGAGGAAAGAAAAGGAUUUGACACCUGAUAGAACAACAGAAUCAUUAUUUGAAGAAUUAUUAAUUCAAGGAAUUGUUAAACUACAUAGCGAAAUUCCACUUACUAGUUUUCAAGGGGAAAAGUCUUUUAUAAAUCAUAAUUUAAGAGAAAAAAAGAAGGAUCCUCUACCAGCACUUGGAGACAUAAGGCAAUUGAUAAUUGAAUAUUGUAUACUUCCUUUGGGAAACAAUACUCUUAGAGAAUUUACACCUCUAAUCAGAUCAGUGUUAAUAACUGGUCCACGUGGCAGUGGCAAAAAGAUGUUAGUCAAUGCAAUUUGCACAGAACUUGGAGCCACUUUAUUUGAUAUUACACCAGCUAAUAUUGUUGGAAAAUAUCCUGGAAAAUCAGGAUUAAUUAUGCUUAUACAUUUAAUAUCAAAGCUAUCACGUUUGCUCCAACCAUCAGUGAUAUUCAUGGAAGAAGCAGAGAAACCAUUUGUAAAAAAGGUGUCAAAGACAGAUAAAACUGAUCCAAAACGGUUAAAAAAAGAUCUCCCCAAAUUAGUAAAAAGUAUUACAAAUGAAGAUAGAGUUAUCCUUAUAGGAACUUCAAAUUCACCAUGGGAUGGAGAUCAGAAACUCUUAUAUCAAACAUAUGAUAAAGUUAUAUAUAUUCCAAGACCAGAUUAUGGAUCUAUGUCUCUUAUAUGGAAAGAUUUAUUAUAUAAAGUAAUGACUACAAAGCGAAUAGUACAAUUAAGAACUCAUCCGUUAACACAUGGAGAAUUAAUAAACGCGUUAAGUUCCAAAGAUCCAGUUUUUUGCGAAGAAGAAAAUAUGUUCUUAGGUAUGCGUAAAGCGUACAAAUAUUUAAUUGCAGCAUGGCUUUUAAAGACACCUAUAAGCCGUAAAAAACAACGAGUUUUUGAACUUGAGCUUCAAAAAUUGGAAGAAGCAAAUGAGAAGCAGAAAAAGAAAGGAAAAAGAUCUUCAUAA